AUGUUUCGUACUACAAAUUUCGACAGACUGUUGGAUAAAGCCACAAGUCACUUACAGCUUGAACCUGACUGGCCUACAAUUUUACAAAUUUCCGAUCUUAUACGGCAAAAUGAUGUUCAGCCAAAGCAAGCACUUGCUGCUAUAAAAAAGAAACUAACCAAUCCUAAUCCACAUGUAGCUUCAUAUGCUCUGCUAGUAUUAGAAUCUUGUGUUAAAAAUUGUGGAUCACGUAUCCAUGAUGAAAUCGCUACUAAACAAUAUAUGGAACAACUUAAAGAAUUAGUAAAAUCAUCAACUCAUGAACAUGUUAGACAGAAAAUAUUUGAAUUAAUACAAGCUUGGGCAUAUGCAUUUCGAAAUAUUCCUAAGUAUAGGGCAGUGCAGGAUACAUUAAAUAUUAUGAAAAGUGAAGGUCAUAUAUUCCCUACUUUACAAGAAAGCGACGCAAUGUUCAUGGCUGAUACUGCUCCUGAGUGGACAAAUGGUGACGUUUGUCACCGUUGUCGUAUAACAUUUACUUUUCUUCAACGAAAACACCAUUGCAGAGCCUGUGGUCAAGUAUUUUGUGGUCAUUGCUCGAGUAAAGUAUCUACAUUACCUAAAAUUGGAUUUGAAAAAGAAGUUAGAGUAUGUGAAGCAUGUUUUGAACAAGUUAAUAAGCCUUCUACUACCCAAUCAAAAGAAACUGAUUUACCAGCUGAAUAUUUGAGCAGUUCUUUGGCUCAACAACAACAGGUUCCUCCUAGAAAAACAGAGGACGAAAUUCGUGAAGAAGAAGAUCUGCAAUUGGCUAUAGCUUUAAGUCAAAGUGAAGCAGAACAAAAAGAGAGAGAAAAGAAACGAGCAACAAAUGCUCUGAAAUCUAAUGCCGUUUCUGUAUCUAAAACAACAUAUUCACCUCCCCCAUCUCCUGGACCAAGUCCAUCGCGAAUUCAGGAUGAAGAGGAAAUUGACCCUGAACUUGCAAAAUAUUUAAAUCGUAGAUAUUGGGAGCAAAGACAAACAGCAAUAGAAGAGCAUAGUGGAAGAACAGAUGUAACCAGUCCUUCUGCACCUAAUAUAAGCAGUCCUAUGCCUCAGAAAAUUGUCAUUGCAAAACAGCAAAAUGGAGAAGUUGAUAUAGAAAUGGAAGAGUUUGUCAGUGCUUUAAGAUCUCAAGUAGAAAUUUUUGUAAAUAGAAUGAAAAGUAAUUCUUCUAGAGGAAGACCUAUUACUUCUGACAGUUCUGUACAAAAUUUAUUUCUAAAUAUUACACGUAUGCAUUCAAGAUUAUUAACAUAUAUUCAAGAGCAAGAUGAUAGUAGAGUAUAUUAUGAAGGUCUACAGGACAAGUUAACACAAAUUAAAGAUGCCAGAGCUGCUUUAGAUGCUUUACGAGAUGAGCAUAGAGAGAAAUUGCGUAGACAAGCGGAGGAAGCAGAAAGGCAACGACAGAUGUUAAUGGCACAGAAAUUAGCAAUUAUGCGAAAAAAGAAACAGGAUUAUUUACAGUAUCAACGACAAUUAGCUUUACAAAAAAUUCAAGAACAAGAAAGAGAAAUGCAAAUGAGACAAGAGCAACAAAAACAACAAUAUAUAAUGAGUGGUUAUCAAGCUAUGCCAGGAUAUAUGGGUCAUUCACAAGGAUCUCCAGUUCGUCAAAUGCAAUAUCAAGGACCUGGAUCAAAUUAUAAUCCUAUGUCUCCAACAGAUCAGGGUGUUUAUAUGUAUGGACAGCAUUCAAUGGGGCAAUAUCCUAUGCAAGGUUAUAACAUGCCACCAAUGAGUUCUCUACCCCCUCAUAUAAUAGGUACAAUGACAAAUCAAGAAUCAGCUGCAACUGAUUCAGCAGUUCAAUCGCGGGAAAAUGUAGGUAGAGUUGUAAUUACAAAUACUGCAAUGAUGCCUCAAGUGACAAAUCCUAUAACACAACUUCAGCAACCAACUGGUCAUCAGAUAGGUCCUGCUCAACAAGGUACUGCUAGUCAUAUUCCAGUGACACAAGUACCGUCAAGCCACAUGCCACAAGGACCUCACAAUUCACAAAUAUCGGGUCUACCAAAUCAGAUAGGUAUAGCUCAAUCAGUACCACCACCUACUAAUAUAGCUCCCCCACCACCAAGGCAAAUAGUUCCAGCGACGCACGCACCACCUGGACAAGUUGUACUUCCAUCACAAAUUGGACCACAACCUAUUGGUAUACCUAUUCCACAAGGAGCUCCAGUACAACAGCAUGUUUCUACCAUUAUUCCACCUCAAAGAACAACUACUAUACAAGUUUCUGGUGGAGGCGGUACUGGAAUGGUUCCAUCAAAUCAAUCUCUACAAGGUCCUACAGGACCUAAUUUAAAUAUGCAAGGAAUGACACAAAUUUCUGCUACCCAAGGCCAACCAUUUACAUUUUCACAAAAUUCAGCUCCACCAGCAGCAGAAAGUACUCCAGCAAAAGAAGAAUCAAAGCCUGAAACAGCUGAAUUAAUUUCUUUUGACUAAAAUAGUCCAAAUGGACAUGAGGUUAUACCAUUAUUACAGAUGCAUUUAGAGAAUUUACAGUUUCUUAAAGCUUACUCUGAAAUUAGAACAUUAUUCUAAUAUCCUUCUUAAAUAUAUUUAUUUACAAUA
Messenger RNA from Vespa mandarinia (Asian giant hornet), 2601 nucleotides. RefSeq names its product Hepatocyte growth factor regulated tyrosine kinase substrate (gene Hrs). Gene Ontology annotation, cellular component: early endosome. NCBI's taxonomy places the organism in Eukaryota, Metazoa, Arthropoda, Insecta, Hymenoptera, Vespidae. Gene Ontology annotation, biological process: receptor internalization; endocytic recycling. Gene Ontology annotation, molecular function: phosphatidylinositol binding; metal ion binding; ubiquitin binding. The record is from RefSeq and is a predicted model, not a curated record.